This is a messenger RNA of Fusarium keratoplasticum, 1167 nucleotides long. RefSeq lists its product as uncharacterized. Gene Ontology annotation, molecular function: FAD binding. The coding region runs from base 1 to 1167 and encodes 388 amino acids. The record is from RefSeq and is a predicted model, not a curated record. Lineage: Eukaryota; Fungi; Ascomycota; Sordariomycetes; Hypocreales; Nectriaceae. The transcript has 2 exons.
AUGGGUAACCGCAAGGUUGCUAUUAUCGGUGCUGGCCCAGCCGGCUGCAUGCUGGCAAGACUUCUUCAUCUCGGCGGCAUAGAUGUUACCGUUUUUGAGGGAGAAGAGCACCCGAAUUUCCGAUCUCAAGGUGGUACCCUAGACCUCCAUACGGCAACAGGUCUCGCAGCCCUCAAAGAAGCAAAACUCUUUGAUGAGUUUCUCAAGCAUGCUCGAUACGAUGGACAAUAUCUUGCCAUUGUUGACAAGAACCUUGAGUAUCUCCUGGUGAAAAACGCCGAUGGGCCAUACAACAAGAUUCAGGAGCGGCCUGAGAUUGAUCGCAGCAAACUCCGCGAGCUUUUAUCCCAGUCGCUUCCGGAGGGUGUCAUCAAAUGGGGCCAUCGCUUGAAAAAGGUUGAAGGACAAACACUUAUCUUCGAGCACACUACAAUCGACGGCUUCGAUAUCAUCGUGGGUGCAGAUGGAGCCUGGAGCAAGGUCCGGAAGGAGAUCGACCCCAACCUAGUGCCCGAGUAUUCAGGCAUAGGCUUGCAGGAGCUGGAAGUCACAGACGUUGAGAACAGAGCCCCCGAUCUCUAUAAGCUCGUUAACCGUGGUAGCGUCUUUGCUGGCUGGGAGGGUAAGCGCAUGUCCAUCCAGCAGAUGGGUGACGGGUCUCUCAGCGUCUACUGCUCCCAUGUCAUCAAAGAAGCGGACUGGAUGAAGCCUGAGAAAUGCGAAUACGAUGCCGGCAACAUCAAAGAAGUCGCUCCAGCCCUGCUCAACGGCCUCUAUAAAGACUGGGAUCCUCGACUCAAGCGAGCGAUAGAGAUGGCAGAUGGCAGAUGCACACCUCGAUCGCUGUUCAUGCUCCCCGUCGGCAAGAAAUGGACACACAAGCCUGGUCUCACACUCAUUGGCGAUGCCGCGCAUCUCAUGACACCCUAUGCUGGUGAGGGCGUAAACCAGGCCCUCGACGAUGCAUCACUGCUUGCAAAGGCAAUCAUCGGAGCAGCCGACAAAGAUGAUGAUUCGCUAGACAAGGCAAUCCAAGAGUUUGAAGAGACAAAUGUUUGCUCGGGUUGGCCCUGUCCAGAAGCUGACAGCCGAGUUGAUGCAAGACUGGAUGAUGACCCCCGGCGCGCCGCAAAGCGUCAUGGCAGUGUCGAUGAGUCGUCAUGUUAG